Molecule: messenger RNA, 1035 nt
Organism: Aspergillus bombycis
Lineage: Eukaryota; Fungi; Ascomycota; Eurotiomycetes; Eurotiales; Aspergillaceae
Gene: hem13
Product: coproporphyrinogen oxidase
Exons: 2
Coding region: 1-1035 (344 amino acids)
Cellular component (GO): mitochondrial intermembrane space; cytoplasm
Molecular function (GO): coproporphyrinogen oxidase activity
Source: RefSeq, a predicted model, not a curated record
AUGACAGGGGAAGUGACCGAACUCGACUCUCCCUCGAUUGCGGAGCUCGAUGAAGCGUUGAAGAAACAAGCAACGAUUAAUGAGUUAAGCAGGAUUGAUGGUACUCAGUUCAAAACGGAUACCUGGACACGUCCCAAUGGGGGUGGCGGCAUAUCCUGUGUCCUCCAAGAUGGUAAUGUUUUCGAGAAAGCAGGUGUCAACGUAUCGGUUGUCUAUGGUGAAUUGCCCCGGGCUGCUAUUGAGAAAAUGAGGGCAGAUCACAAAUCUUUUGUCGGCGCAGACGUGGAAUCUCUAGAGUUUUUUGCUGCCGGCCUAUCGCUGGUUCUGCACCCUCAUAAUCCCAUGGCACCAACAGUCCAUCUGAACUACCGCUACUUCGAGACGUCAGACCCUAAGGAUCCGAUAAAUGGAGAUAAGAAUUGGUGGUUUGGCGGUGGUACAGACUUAACCCCUUCCUACCUAUUCCCUGAGGACGUCAAGCAUUUUCACCAGACCAUCAAAGACGCCUGCGAUAGGCAUGAUGCAACAUAUUACCCUCGAUUCAAGGCCUGGUGCGAUAAAUAUUUCUACCUUCCACAUCGCCGAGAGUCUCGUGGUGUUGGAGGUAUCUUUUUCGAUGAUCUUGACGCUAGUUUCCUAGAGUCGUCCGCCACUUCAUCACAGAAUUCUCAGGAAACUCUAUUCUCGUUCGUUUCCGAUAGUCUUGCUUCCUUCCUCCCGUCCUAUGUUCCUAUCAUUGAACGCCGAAAGGAUAUGCCAUUUACACCUGCUCAGAAAGAAUGGCAGCAGCUUCGACGUGGGCGCUAUGUGGAAUUCAACCUGGUUUAUGACCGUGGCACCAGCUUUGGCCUGCGAACCCCCAACGCUCGUAUCGAGAGUAUAUUGAUGAGUCUCCCUCGCACCGCAAGCUGGGCCUAUAUGGACCCGGUGUCAGGAACCCGGACCGAGGCUUCUGCGGAAGAGAAUCUAGGCGAGGACAAGGAGCGUGAAAAGGAAUUAAUGGAUGUCCUCAGACACCCCAGGCAAUGGGUGUAA